AGGAGGGGAAUUAUAAAGUAGGCAGUAGCUUUUCCUGCCAGAGAAGUUGCGGAGCCCUGCAGCUGGAGGAGCCUCUGCCACACCCGAGUGGGUCCUUCUCCUCCCUCCAAAAUCGAGGGAAAGGCAGCAGUGUCCCGCUUGAAACCCAAAGAAUCCCCUCCAAGAAGCCUGGAUGACCUCCUUGAUCGACAGGACUUAAAGCCCGAUUGCUGAGAUGUUCUCAGAAGCCCUUUUAGCUGUUCUGCUCUCCGCAACUCUAAUUCCCCUACAUGCUCAAAAUGAUGAUGAUGUGAUUCUCGGGGCAUCUUCCUGUGCAGAUAAAACCGACUGUCCCGUCCGAGUGUACUUUGUGAUUGACACGUCUGAGAGUAUCGCCCUGCAGACUGUGCCCAUCCAGAGUCUGGUGGACCACAUCAAGCGCUUUGUUCCAGAAUUCAUCACUAGGCUGGAAAAUGAAUUAUACCAGAACCAGGUGUCCAUCACUUGGCAAUUUGCGGGACUUCAUUUUUCAGAUGUGGUGAUUUUCUACAGCGAUUUCACCAACAGCAAGGAAAUAUACCUCGAUAAAUUGAACAACAUUCAGUAUAUCGGGCGAGGCACUUUCACAGACUGUGCUCUCUCCAACAUGACUGCGCAGAUACUUGCCAAUACAUCCCCAGGCAUUACUAACUAUGCAGUUGUAAUCACCGAUGGCCACGUCACGGGGAGCCCAUGUGGGGGGAUGAAGCACCAAGCUGAACGUGCCCGGGAGGCAGGGAUCAAGCUCUUCGCUGUAGCCCCCAGCCAGAACAUAUAUGAACAGGGGCUCCGUGAAAUUGCCAGCUCCCCCCAUGAACUUUACCGCAACAACUAUGCCACCACAAAGAAACACACCAUCGAAGUAGAUACUGAAACCAUUGAUAGGAUCAUCCAAGUUAUGAAACAUGAAGCCUACGGAGAGUGCUACAAAAUGAGCUGCUUGGAAAUCGAAGGCCCAGCUGGCCCUAAAGGUUUUCGGGGACAAAAGGGUGCAAAGGGUAACAUGGGAGCUCCAGGAUCUCCUGGACUUAAAGGACGCCAGGGUGACCCAGGAAUUGAAGGCCCAAUUGGAUACCCUGGUCCCAAGGGUAUCCGUGGACUAAAAGGAGAAAAGGGAGAGUAUGGCGGAGAUGGACGAAAGGGAUCUGGUGGCUUUUCAGGAAGGAACGGCACUGAUGGACAAAAGGGCAGACUGGGACGUAUUGGACCUCCUGGCUGCAAAGGAGACCCAGGCGACAGGGGUCUUGAUGGUUAUCCUGGAAGUGCUGGAGAUCAAGGGCCACCUGGAGAUGAAGGGAUAAAGGGUGAUGCUGGACGACCUGGUCGCAAUGGACAACCUGGACCACCUGGAGAAAGAGGAAAUAGGGGACCCAAAGGCAUGAACGGAGCAUUUGGCAGUCCUGGUAUCAAAGGGGGCAAAGGAGGCCCUGGAUCUCCUGGACCUAAAGGAGAACCUGGUCGACGGGGUGAUCCUGGAGCAAAAGGACCUCCUGGAACUGCUGGACCAAAUGGAGAGAGAGGAGACCCUGGUACUGAGGGUCAAAGAGGGCUACCUGGUGAAGUUGGAAACAAAGGAGGAAGGGGAGACCGCGGAUUGCAUGGUCCACGAGGUCCUCAAGGUGGUGUGGGAGAACCAGGCAAGACGGGCUCACGAGGAGAUCCCGGGGAUGCAGGUGUAAGGGGUGACACAGGCCUUCCAGGACCAAAGGGUGACAGAGGACGACCUGGUUUCAACUAUCCCGGCCCCAGAGGACUCCCGGGUGAGAAAGGUGAGAAGGGGCUUCCAGGACCAGAGGGAGCUAGAGGUGACUAUGGACCAAAAGGCCCUCCAGGAACAAAAGGAGAAGUUGGUGAACCUGCUGACCCUGGCCCACCAGGUGAGCCUGGACCCAGAGGACGUCCUGGUGAACCUGGCAGUGAGGGUGGACCUGGCCCUGCUGGAGACCCUGGGCUUACUGACUGUGAUGUGAUGACCUAUGUCAGAGAGACCUGUGGCUGUUGUGACUGUGAGAAACGGUGUGGCCCCUUGGACAUCGUCUUCAUCAUUGAUAGCUCAGAGAGUAUUGGCUACAACAAUUUCUCCCUGGAGAAGAACUUUGUGAUCAAUGUGGUGAGCAGACUUGGCUCCAUUGCCAAGGAUCCGAAAUCUGAGACAGGCGCCCGUGUUGGAGUGGUGCAGUACAGCCACGAAGGAACUUUUGAAGCCAUCCAGCUGAAUGACAAGCGAAUUGACUCCCUCUCCAGCUUCAAAGAGGCUGUGAAGAAGUUAGAAUGGAUUGCAGGAGGCACCUGGACCCUCUCUGCCCUUCAGUUUGCAUACAACACACUCAUCAAGGAAAGCCAGCGGGAGAAAGCGCGAGUGUUUGCUGUGGUGGUAACGGAUGGACGCCAUGAUCCACGAGACAAUGACUCCCACUUGCAGGCUCUCUGUGGUAGAAAUGUCACUGUCACUGCCAUUGGGAUCGGAGACAUGUUCAAUGCAAAAGAGGAAGAUGAGACCCUGAGAUCCAUUGCCUGCAAUGACAAUCAGAGGGUCCAGAAAAUGAAGUUAUUCACGGAGCUGGUGGCUGAAGAGUUCAUUGACAGCAUGGAGCAUGAGCUCUGCCCAGAUCCUCAGAUUGUCUGCCCGGAACUGCCCUGCCAAACAGAUGGGAGGAACCCUGGGGUCGAAAACCCAGUUACUUUCCGCCCUAUGGAAGAGGGAGUCAAGAUAAAUUUCCCCAGCACCAAACCCAUGAUCGCCCAGUUCCUGAAUUCCACGAGACAGGUCCAGGAUCCCAGCAUGUACACCCAGCUGGUAGCCACCUUGGCCUAUACCGCCGAAAAAGCCAAGUUUGCCACCGGACAUGAGCGGCAGGAAUGGAUGGACUUGUUCAUUGAUACUUUUAAAAUGGUGCACAGUGAGAUUGUGGGUGAUCCAGAUACUGUAAUAGGCCUUUGCUGAAUCUGUGCUACUUCUGCCACUAAGAGUAAAAGCGCUUGAUCCUGCCUGCAAAGCAUCAGUGCUAUCCAGAAGAGAUGUAGAAAUUGAACUCCCCUUAGUACUAAAAGAUUGCUAUGAGAGAAGCUUUUAGAAUAGGAGCAGUCUUCUUUAAACAAUGCUAUUGAGGUUUAUAUUCAGUUUUGCUACCAGAUCAGUAUGUUGGCCCUAGUCAAAAAUAAUUUAGUUACUGUGUUUGCAGAGACCAAGUGAAAAGGAUGAGUGACCCAAUGAAGCUACUAGAAAUCCUUCACUCACUAAGUAGUCUAAUAUCAGAUGUGGAUAAGAUUGGGGAAUAUAAAGGACAACUUUUGGAUAGAACCAAAAAGUUGGAAGGGAUUCUGAGGGCUGUCUUCUCCAACUCCCUGUCAAGCAGAAAUACAUAAUUAUCAUGUUCCUAAAAGAUGCCCAAAGCCUCUUUUGCCUUUGGUCUUUCAGGGAGAGGAUAAAAUAAGGUGACAACCAAAAAGCAAUAUACAAAAAUUAUCCCAUAGGAUGACCUACAUUUCAUGGAAAUUUUAGUUAGUGGUCAUGAUGUAGACUAUGAGAUAAUCUCUGCAUUUACACUUGCAAGUAAUGUGGAGUUUAGGAUUGUUCUACACUCAGGAAUGGCUGUUUCUCUGCACAGUUGAAGUUGCCCCCGAAAACAUUGCUAUGUGGUCAGUGAUGGUCCAUUUUUGUCUUGAGUCAAUAGCACAGCCAGCAUGUGCAUAGGCAGAAACUGAACCAGUCUGUAGUCUGAGCCUGCAGAGGACUUCGUGCCACAGUAGCCGGAUGAGGCAUGGCCCCCUGUUCAGACAAUGUGUCUGGCAAUAACAGGAGCUAGUCUUUAUGGGCUGAAAGCAAUGUGUAUGUAAUAUAUGUGUGUUCUUCUAGCAUUAACUGUCCAUAAAAUGAUAUCUGUCCAUGUCUUCCUGUUUACUUGCAAGGGCACUCCUAGAUCAUCAAGGGAACUUGAGUUCCAUAAAUGUUCUUUUGCUUGAAUUCUGAAGAAGUCUAGAAUAGAAAGUGUUUUGAAGAAGCAUCCAUUGCAUUCCAAAGCAUUGGUUUUAGAACCAUUUCAUCUGUCUGUAGCAUAAAAUUUCUUCCUGUAACCUUCUCCAGUAACCUUCCGUCAGCCCCAGCCAAAAUAGCAAAUGGCCAAGGGGCCUGGGAGCUACAUUCCAAAAUAUUUGAAGUAUACCACCUUAAGAAAUGCUACCCUGCUGCCUUGGGUGCUCCUAAGAGACAAGGUGAACUUCAGCUCUUUAAUCAAUUGGCCUUGACUUCAGCCCCUAGGCAACAUUUCCCAAUGAAACCUAAGGAGUGUCCUUUCCAGAAUUUGUGCUCUGUGUGCUUUGUCUUGUUUUUAUUGUUAUUGUUUUUCUUGUUUUUUCUGUUCUUUUCUAUUUUGUAUAUAUGGAGUCUACCAUUUUGCACACUUUCAUCAUCUAGAUAGUAACUUCCUUAAACCAAGGAGAAAAGUAUUAAUGGAAACUAAUUACCCAGUGACUGCACAAGUAAAUAGGAACACAUUGUUACUGUAAUAUUUAACACACAUUGAAGAUAUAGAUUUGAGUGAGAUUUAACUUUAAUGUUUCCAUCCAGCUUUUGGAAGGUGAUAUAUAAGGUGUGCAUUUGAAGAGCCCACAGUAAAGUCAGACAUAUCAUUGAAGGCCAGUAAGAGAAAUUAAGCUAGCUGUCCACACUCUUCUAUGUACUAGUAUUAUUUUUACCGCUAUAGCAAAACCAGACUUUAAUCCAUCCCCCCGUAUGUGUAAUUUAUGGCAGAGCAAGGCAGAGGUACAAAUAUACAAGCAUAGUUUAACAUCUAGAUUCUGACUUUUCUUGUAACUGAGUAUUUGUCGAUUCAGAGUACCAGGUUCUCUGCCAACAAGCAUUGCUCUUUGUAGCUCCCAAAUUAACCUCCACUGACGGAGCAAAUUGAAAGGUGUUUUCCUUUGCAUGUUAGAACCAUUCAAAGAAGACCAAGCCUUUGGGGACUGUAGUAUUCAACAUGGGCUGCCUAAAUCCAAAGUAAUAAUCAGUUACAUACAUUUGCUGCACCAAACAGAAUGACAUUUUGAGUACAAUUCAACUUUUGUGCAAAUCACUUACCACUGCUCCAUUUCCAGUAAAUAGGGUAUUGCUGUAGAAAUGGAAUUCACACAAAUGUUAAACAAAUGACUCUGCUUCUUUUUUUGCCAUUGCUUCAAGUUACAUGACCAUAUGAACUGUGUAGAUCUUGUGAUUACAGUCUGAUCACAGGCCAUCAUGGAUUCGGUUGGUGUUGCUUCUGGUGCUCUUAUGCUAAGCUGGUUUGCAAGAAGCAAUCAGCUAUCCUUUAAAUAGAGAUGCUAUAGGUGAUGAAGAUUAGAAAGAUAGUUGGAGAUGUGUGAAAAAUUGAAUCAAUUGUGUAUUCCACAGCUUGCAUUAUAUAAACUACAUGGGAGAAGCGGUGCUCUAAUUAAAAUUUGAUGUGAAGAGAUAAA
Molecule: messenger RNA, 5469 nt
Organism: Anolis carolinensis (green anole)
Lineage: Eukaryota; Metazoa; Chordata; Lepidosauria; Squamata; Anolidae
Gene: col6a2
Product: collagen type VI alpha 2 chain
Exons: 28
Coding region: 215-2962 (915 amino acids)
Source: RefSeq, a predicted model, not a curated record